CCGCAGCCACCUGCUCUGAGUCCCCGGGCGAGGCCAACCAUGCGCCCCACUCUGGCGCUCUCCGCGCUGCUACUGCAGCUGGUGCUGCUACUGUCGCCUCCAUCUCUCUCCGAGGAUCCUGGAAGUGAGGCUAGCACAUCUGCUAUCAAAUCUACCACUGUCCAGACCCAUCAAGACACCUCAACAGCAGUGACUAAAACAGCGCCCCAAAAAGUCACAAUUGGUGACCCAGUGGCAACUACACUUUCUCCAGUUCAGCAAAGCAACCCUAUAUCAUCCAAAACCUCAGUCCAAACUCCGACAUCUAUUCCAACCUCCCCAACACACUCCAGGGACAAUCAAAACAGUGGCAGUCCAACUACAAUUUCCAGUGGCUCCGAGGAUGACAAGACUAAAACAAGCUCCCCCAGUAACACUGCCCCGACUAGUAGCAGUGGACAGACAGUCUCCUCUGGAGGCAAGAGCACUGUCAGUAUUACCGUAGCCCCACUGACCACUCCGGGGCUAACCAACGUCCCUUCUCAGCCUACUGACCAGAAUACCUCCUCAACGCUUCCUUCUACCCCCACAACAGACAGCACAGCAAGCCCUCAUCAGCCUGUGGCUUCUCCUUCGCAGAGCACAGAGAGCCAUCCUGAGGGACAGCAUACCCCUACUGCUGUUCCUAGCAGCACUGGCUCUGUAUCUGGCACUGACAACUCUACACUGCCAUGGGAGCCUACUACACACAAACCGCUGGGCACCUCUGAAGCCACUCAGCCCAUCACCAGCCAGACGUCAGGCAUCACGACAUUGCCCGUCUCCACACCGCCACAGCCUACAGAGUCUCCAGUGGUAACUGAGUUCGUGGUUCCGACUGAGAGGUUCGCAAACACCAGCUCUAAUUGGACUACCAUGACCUCUCAAGGCCCCAGCACACCCUUGCCCAUCUGGACCUUUGGGAAUUACAAGCUCAAAUGUGAUCCUCCCAUAAUGCCAGACGAGGAACUCCUCAUACUGAACCUCACGAGCGCUCGCCUUUGCGAAGGGAGCCCUCCUGAUGAAAGACUCGUGGAACUGCUAUGUCACUCAGUCAAAGCCUCCUUCAAGCCAGCUCAGGAUUUGUGUGCUCUACAGCUGGCCCCUAUUCGAGAGACCCAGGCGGUGGCAGUAAAGAGGAUCACUAUUGAGACAAAGCUUUCUCCUAAGGAUGUGUAUGAGCUUCUGAAGGACAAAUGGGAUGACCUGACGGAGGCCGGAGUCAGUGACAUGAAGCUGGGGAAGGAAGGACCUCCAGAAGUCAAUGAGGACCGCUUCAGCCUGCCACUCAUCAUCACCAUAGUCUGCAUGGCAUCCUUCCUGCUCCUCGUCGCUGCCCUCUACGGCUGCUGUCACCAGCGGAUCUCCCAGAGGAAGGACCAGCAACGACUCACAGAGGAGCUGCAGACAGUAGAGAAUGGUUACCAUGACAACCCAACCUUGGAAGUGAUGGAGACUCCUUCUGAGAUGCAGGAGAAGAAGGUGGUCAACCUCAAUGGGGAGCUGGGGGACAGUUGGAUUGUCCCUCUGGACAACUUGACCAAGGAUGACCUAGAUGAGGAGGAAGACACACACCUCUGAUCAGUCUGCCAGGCACCCCGAUUACACUGCAGAGCUCCAGACCACCCAAAGUGCCAUUUGGACAAGGGGGGCGGGACUUCCCACCUGAAGACAGAAAGACUGGGGAGGGAAAAUGGACUCUGAGGGUUGUCUCCCUCCUUCCCAUCCCCACAGGGCCUUAAUUUUCCCUUUCAAGUUCAAUGAAGUCACAUUCUGUUCAGUUCCCUCAUGUAAAAUAACCUACUUGUGCCUGAGCCCAGAGCCACUGGAAGGCAGGAGGAAGAUGAAGAACGCCAUGCGAAAGGCUCGGGAACUCCUCUAGGAAUGGCACCCUCUCAUCUCCUAAGUAAGAUGGCUGAGGCCUUAAGAGGUCAGGUGACUUGCACAGGGCCACACAGCCAUUUGGUGAUGACAAAGGUUGUUUUCCUCAGUCUGGUGCUUAAUUGCAUCAAGACACACUACUGUGUUCAUCUGUGCCCCUUCCCCAAGGCAUAAGACAGUUGUAAGUGGGCAGGCUGGAAAAAAAAAAAACAAGCCUCUAUGGUCUGGUCUCAAGGACAGGUCCCACAUUUCCAUCUCCUAUAAUAUGGCCUCUGCUAGCUUGUUGUAUCCCGCCUCUCAUGAGUUAGUCUUUAGUCCCGUUAUUUCCCAGGGCAUGGCUUUGGACCUCUUGGUCUACAUUCUGAUUUCCUUGCCUUUGCUUAGUGGGACUGGGCCCUAACUCACAGGCCUCACUGUCUAAUGGAGUCUGCCUAAGGGGUGGGUGGGCAGGCAGAGAGAAAGGAAGCUAAUGCUCAGAUGGCUUCCUCAUGGCAGCUGAUUCUGUACUGACUGACACUGGCCUACCAUUCAAGGCACUCCCUAGAAGAUACUCCCCCAAAUCUCCUCUGGCUUUCUGCUCCCACUAGGAACAAGUCUACAGUAGCUACUGAAAGCAAGAUGUUCCUUUUUCGUUGUUCACCGCUCAGCUGAGGGGGUGACUCCUCAAAACUGCGUGUCACAGAGCAGUUGUCUAGGGACAGACAUGUCCUGGGGUCCCUCCCGACUGGUCCGUGAUUGGCAAAUGUGUCUCAGUAGACAAUCAAUCUAACCUACCAGGCAUUACUGUUCCACAGGAAGCUCAGGGACUUUUCAAGUUACUGAGGACUUGGGUUGUUGUAUUAUGGUAUGUUAUGUGUGUGUGUGUGUGUGUGUGUGUGUGUGUGUGUGUGUGUGUGUGUGUGUUUAAUCCAGCUCCUCACUGCCAAAGGCUGGAGCUCAGAUCCUGGAGACUGUUAGCUGAUUCCAUUGGUUUGCACCUUCCUUUGUCAUGGAGAAAAGCCAAGAACAUGCAGUUUUAAGAUAUCAUUGCCUAUUCUUCCAACAUAGAGCCAGGCUUUUUGUUUCUGGUGUUCUUUGAAGCAAUCCAGCUGUCCCAUUUUUUUUUGGUGGACUCUCAGGGAAACAUAAAACCAUGCCUAGUACCUAACACAGGAUUUACAGGCUCAGCAGUGUCAAGUAGUCUUGUAAAAGGCUGUCAAGGGCCCAGCAUAGUGAUGUUUUAUCUAGUUUUCUGAGAAAGGGGCAGGGGAACCCUGUGUGGAGCUUUGAAUUAGGUCCAUGGUUUGUAUUGUUCUUGGUCAUAAAUUCCCAUGACUAACUGUCUGGUUUGGAGCAGCUUAUUU
Grammomys surdaster is the source of this 3242-nucleotide messenger RNA. It is a transcript of the gene Podxl, whose product is annotated as podocalyxin like. The record is from RefSeq and is a predicted model, not a curated record. NCBI's taxonomy places the organism in Eukaryota, Metazoa, Chordata, Mammalia, Rodentia, Muridae. The transcript has 8 exons. Gene Ontology annotation, cellular component: apical plasma membrane; microvillus membrane. Gene Ontology annotation, biological process: negative regulation of cell-cell adhesion; cell migration; positive regulation of cell-cell adhesion mediated by integrin. The coding region runs from base 40 to 1599 and encodes 519 amino acids.